AAUUUAAUCGGCGAAGGUGGUGUCUGUGGCACCAGAUUCAGAUUGUUUACCUGUUGUAACUAGCGAUAACACGUGUAAUGUUGUAAAGGUGGUGGGGUAUAUCAGACUUGGGAUGCAGAUGUCGUUCAUGUUUAAUGGUAUAUAACACAACUUCAAUCUAGUAUGAUAGUACACACAUGUGAAUAUUCAUUUUUUUGACAUAGAUUGCGGGUCGCUAAGUAAUAUGUCUCAGUAUUUUGUUCGUUUGAAGUAAACAAUAAUCAUGUGCCGAGCGAUACUUUAUGGGAGAAAAUGUCGUUUCUUAAAGUAUGUUUUCAUCAUAAAUUUAUUCGGGAUAAUUUUGUGGUUUUUGAGCACCAAUAAAAUUCUUAAAAGCGGACAAGUGUUUGAAGAAAGUCUGCAGAUUGGUCCUCAGGGACCCAAAAUAUUGAAAGUUAUAAAAAGUAAUCCAUCACAUUCCAGUCCUCUUAAAAGAUACACCAAUAUGCUAGAAAAAUAUAACGAGUCAUUUGCAUCAAAGUCUUACACAUCUGAAGAAUAUGAAAAUAUGAUUCAAGAGGAUGAAGCUUACAUUAUACCUGGUCUUGGAGAUGGAGGAGUGGCAGUUGAACUUGAUAGUGAAGAAGCUGCCCUUGCCCAAAAAUUAAUGAAGAAAGAAGCAUUUAACAUAAUAUUGAGUGAUAAAAUACCUUAUAAUCGAAAGACUCCUGAUUCACGCAAUCCAUUAUGCAAAAGGCGGAAAUAUGAUGAAGAUUUACCAAAUGCUAGUGUUGUAAUCAUCUUCAAUAAUGAAGCAUGGAGUCCUUUAAUCAGAACAGUCUACAGUGUUAUAAAUGGCUCACCAAAGCACCUUUUAAAGGAAAUAAUACUUGUUGAUGACAAAAGUGAUAGAGCUGUUCUCCAGGGGAAACUGGAAUAUUACAUACGCACUCGAUUUCCAUCACUAGUACGUCUUGUACGAUUACCAGAGCGAUCAGGUUUAAUCCGAGCUCGUUUAGCUGGAGCACGUGCUGCAACUGGUGAUGUGUUGAUCUUCUUGGAUUCUCACUGUGAAGUAGUGGAAGAUUGGUUGAGACCUCUACUUCAGAGAAUUAAGGAAAAGCGAACUGCUGUUUUGGUUCCUAUAAUCGAUGUUAUUGAUGACCAGACCUUUGAAUAUUCUUAUAGUAAAAGUGCCCCUGAGUUUUUCCAAAUUGGUGGCUUUACUUGGAGUGGUCAUUUCACGUGGUUCAACAUCCCUCCUGAAGAAGAGAAACGUCGUCAGUCACCUGUAGCUCCCACUAGGUCACCUACUAUGGCUGGUGGUCUCUUUGCCAUUGACAGAAAUUAUUUCUGGGAAAUUGGAUCCUAUGAUGAGCAAAUGGAUGUUUGGGGUGGAGAGAAUUUGGAAAUGUCAUUCAGAGUAUGGCAGUGCGGUGGUUCACUGGAGACGAUUCCUUGUUCCCGAGUGGGCCAUAUUUUUCGUGACUUUCAUCCAUACAAGUUUCCAGGAGGUAAAGAUACCCAUGGUAUUAAUACUGCUCGUCUUGUUGAGGUGUGGAUGGAUUCCUAUAAACGCCUCUUCUAUAUGCAUCGGCCUGAUUUAUUGAAUAUAGACAUUGGAGAUAUUAGUGAUAGGAAAGAACUGCGUGAACGAUUGAAAUGCAAAAGUUUCAAGUGGUAUCUGGAAAACAUCUACCCCCAAAAGUUCAUAUUGGAUGAAAAUGUCCAGGCGUAUGGUCGAGUGAGAAAUAACUUAAACCUCUGCCUGGACCAUUUGCAGCGAUCAAGCAAGUCUCAGUAUGAUCUGGGAAUUUAUUCAUGUCAUACAGCCCUCACUGCCAGUCAGUAUUUUUCAUUGAGCAAAACUGGAGAGCUUCGCCGUGAAGAAAAUUGUGCUGAAGUUCAAAGAGAAAAGUCACCACCAUAUCAACAUAAAGUUGUGAUGUAUAAGUGCCAUGGACUGCGCGGAAACCAAGAAUGGAAAAUUUCUCCUGUAAAGCAGAUGGUCAACCAGCAAACAGGACUGUGCUUGGAAUCCGCAUCCCUAACAUCAGGCAGUGAUCUAUAUGUAGCUGCUUGUUCCGAAAGUUCCUCUCAACAGUGGCAUUGGGACCAUAUGUUGAUUACAGCUUCUUAGCAUAAGAGUUUAAACACUCGUGGAUAUAAAAUAUAUCUGCUUAAACAUUUCUAAAAGAAUUGUUGCAGUCUACAAUUGCCUUUAUGAAAGUGUUCAGGAUACACUGUUCUUAUUCUUUUUAUUUAUAAAAGGUGUUAUAUUGAAUACAUCCAAUAUAUUAAUUUGAAACGUAUAUUUACCAUAAAAAAUUAUUGGAUUUUCCAGAUUUGCGUUGUUUUGACAUUUCUAACUCAAGGUUUUUGAUUUUCUACUCAAAUUAUGUUUUAAUUCUGCUGCUGAACAAACCUUUCUGUGUGUACAUAAAAUCUAACAUGUUUAGAUCACACAGGCAUUUAAUGUGUAGCAAGACUAGAAUCAACGUAAUGUUUUUGUUAGUCGAGUUUAAAAAUCAUCCACUUAAUUAUUAAAGUCAUUAUUUCUUUAAUUACUUUGUAGAUUUAAUCUGAAGAGACCUGAAGAAUGUUAAUUACUACUGUAUUUAAAUUCAUUAUUCUGAAUGCAUAUAGUCAUGUUGUUUUGUGUUUAUAACAGGCCGUAAAAAAUUGGGUGUCUAUCUAUCUGUUUGCUCACAGCACUCGACUCCGUCAAUAGACAACCAACUCUACAGAAUCUGUCAGUGAGGUGGCCCUGGUUGUGGCAAUGGCCAACAUAAUUUACCUCUCUGGAGAAAAAUGCUUUGCCAACAUCUAUGUACUUCUGACUCUGACGACAUUAUUCUGACCAACAUGUAUUAAAGUCUUGUUUGCGUUAGAAAUUUCUCUUAAUAAUUGUUCCUGAAAAUCUUUUAUUGUGUGUGUGGAUUGUGUUUGUGUAUUCUGUCCAAUAGCUAACACCCCUCAAAAAAUCUAACAGCAACAUCUCACCAGCCAGAGACCACAAAUUAGUGUAAAAUGUUUUGGCCCUUUCCAACAUGUCUAUGACAAAGAAAAUGAAAAAUCUCCCAUGCCAACACAUCAGGAGAUCACACAGGGCCACAACUGAGUGAUUGACAGCCAGAAACAUCUGUCCAUGCUCUGCAGAGGUGUUAAGUAGAUGCAUUAUAUUUUAGAAAUUCAUUAGUUUAACUAAUAAUUGAAAAGCUCAAUGAAAAAAAAUCUGUUAUCCCUAAUUUCAUAGGCUAACAAAUAAAAUAUUUUGUGUUUUAUUUCAUGAUACUGCAUAAUGCAUUAAAAUUUUGUAAUAUUAUUGUUACAUGCUCAGUAGUUUAUGGAACUUUUUACCACACCAGUUAUUUCUCUUGUGUAACAACAGACAUACCUGUUCUUUUAUAUGUAUGUGAAACAUACUUUAACCUUUAACACUUUGGAAUUUUCUAAAGGACAACUUAAAAUGUUUGUUACUCCAGUUGGAAUUAACAGUAAUGUUUUUCAGCAGCUGUUCCAUUGAUAUGUGUCAUGUUAAACACUGUUUAAGAAUGUUUAUCACCCUUACUCUUUCUGAAAAUUUGCAAUACUCCAUUAUAUUACAUAUGUUAGAGUAUUGAAAUUUUUUUUAUAUUGUGCACUUACCAUCACAGUUUAAACAGAGUGAACAUCUUAAAACUAAAAAUACCUUAAAAUUAGAUGAGUGUUUUCUGUGUUUAUGUAUCGUGAAAUUAUUAGUAAACGGGAAAGUUGCUUUUUGUGUAAGAAAUAUCUGUGAUAAUUAUGAAAGUUCAAUGAAUAUUGACUAAUAAUAAUAAUAAUAAUAAUAAUAAUAAUAAUAAUAAUAAUAAAGGGCAUUAGAUUUAUCUUGAAAAGACACAUCAAAAUAUCCUAGUAUUAGAUUUAUCUUGAAAAGACUCAUCAAAAUAUCCUUUUGCAAUGCUAAUGAGUGAUAAAAGACAAUAUUUCUUUGCUUUUCCUCAGUUUUUACGAUAAGGUAGAUUUUUCAUUUUUCCACCAAAAGUUCUCUAUAAUUCAGUUCAGUUUAGCAGUCAAAGGCAUAUAAAAUAAAUUAAGAAUUACGCAAAAGAUGUUUCUCUGGGAUUAAAAUGACCCUUUUAUCGAUUUAUUGUAUUUGGUUUUGAAAUUUUGUGGGAGUAUGAAGUUAUUUCUCUGAGCCCCUCAAUUUUGGAUGAUACCUUGUUUCCUGUAACACUAAGGUCGUUGAUCUAGAAUACCCUGUUAACCAUAAUGGAAGGUCAGGGUGGCUGCUUUCAUGCUGCCGAGAAAAAACAGGAAAUUUCAUUGCUCUGGAAAAAUCAUGAAAUUUGUGGAAGAAUCGUUCAAAGUAAGGACAAAUUUUAAGAUGGUUAUGAAACUAGACGAGCCUCACUGCCCUGAAGAAGCCUGCGACAUGUCAGGCGAAACGUCGGCACCCCAGCCAACGACGCGGCAUCUCCCGGAUAGCCGAGAAUUUAUUUAGCAUUGUCAGCAAGUUCACCUCUGAUAGUAAUAUUUCUUGUUCUCUCCUGGUUGUGCUCACUAAUAAGAGUUCUAGUAAGUUCUAUAUAAGAACUCCAUUUCUAUUGCUGUGCUUUUUAUAUUAGUAUUACUUGGCAAGCUUUCCAUUCCGUGUAUAAAAGUUGGUGUACAUAUAGAACUGUAUAUCUGUAAUUUUAUUUUUGUGCUAACAUACAUGUGUAGAAAAUUUUUACUUAUUUGCUAGGACACAGAGUUUGCCUUCUUGAUUCUAUUGUUCAUAUCAUCCCCUGAUGUUAUUGUACCCUUGUACUGGUAGCUAGUGUCUCUCCAGGUGAUCCUCUUUUGUUCCCUUCUUUACAUAUGCACAUAAUAUUACUCUUAUUUGUAUUCAUAUUCAACUCUAUCUUCCUGUGCAUGUCCCCACUCUUGGACCAUCUCCUGCAAUUCCUCUGAGCUUCUUGCAUUGAGUGCCUCUGUGUAUAUUAGUGACUGCAUCCAUAAUGGCCGCAUCCUCCAAAUUCGUACUUUACACGUCUUAGUAGUCCUUUUUGUCUGUUUAACUAUUUUGUCCAUAAAUAUAAUAAAUAAAGUGAGCUUAAAGAUACCCCUUACCUUCGAGUAGCAUAAAUGUUCUGUAUAUGCUUUUGAUGGCUUCUACCAAUUUGAUUGCCUUUUGUAUUGUUGCCCAUAAUUCUUUCCUUGAUACAGUAUUGAAAGCUGAAUUCAGAUCUAUGAAAACAACAAAUACAUUUUUCUCCUAUUUAUUAUUUUCUCUAUGAUGGUUUGUUGGAUACAGAUAUGAUCUUGUGUUUGUCUAUAUGGUCAAAAAGCACUUAGCUCUGCUUCCAUAUCUUCUUGUUCUACCCUUCUCAGUUUAGCUUUCACAGUCCUUGAAUAAACUUUGCUCAUGAGUGAUGAAAGACAGAUGGCUCUAUAAUUCUCCCAUUUCACGAUACUUCCUCUUUUGUGUAUAGAUACUAUUAUGUUUUCUUAUGAUAUUAAGAUAUCAGGAAUUAGGUGAUUCUGUGAGUGAUCUAAUGAUGUUGUUAUUAGUUAAGAAACUAAAAAUUUGAAAUUGAAUCUUACUAUUCUUUGGGCACUUUUUGUUUGAUAUUUUUUUCAGUUGUGAUGUUGAAGAUUCCUAUUACACUGUUGUUAGAAUGGCCUUAGCAAGGAUUUUGCUCUUUUAGUUUUGAAAAUAUCUUGAAAAAUGAAAAAACCUUAACACAUUCCCUGUCCCCACGAAAACAUCAAAAUAUAUCCACAUGUCCAAAUGACUUUAUAGUAAUAAUAAUUUUUUUAUAAUUUUCUCAAAAAUUAAAUUUUUCACACAUCUGAGUGCAUUUCAAAAUUCUAUGACCGUCCUAGCAAGUUCAAAUCAAAAUCUCUGCAGCUAUGACAAGUUUUGUGGAAAUAUUGGAGAGGUUGUAAACAUUCGUGACUCACAUGUGGUGUUACAGUUUGUGAACCACAUAUGGCUCAGAGGACAGUGAACAUGUUAAUUAAAGCUCUUAACUCUUGUUUAAUAAUGAUGCCUAUGAGAAUGCCCUUUUAAAAAAUAUUUGUUUUCAGACAGUUUUGCUGUUGUUGUUAUUAUUAUUAUUUUUAUUAUUAUUAUUAGCCAUUUUCUAUUGUUUUAGGAUGUUCACUUCUUUCCCAAUUGUGGGGUAAGUCAAUUAUGAAAAGGAAGGUAUAGAACUUAACUGACAUCACAGUCUGGAUAGGGGGACUGUCACUGGCAUAUUAGGUGUUGCCAUAAUCAGAACAGCUGCCAAUUCUGGUGAUUAUUUAUUUUAAUUUUACACAGAAUAAGAUUCACCUUUUUGUUUGGUAUGAAGCUUGUAAACAGUUUUGUCAAUGCCAACAAAAUUAGAAACAUUUUUAUAGUCAUAUUUUAGCUCUGUCAUUAUUUACAAGUCUCAUCGACUUGUUUAGAGAAAAUAUGUGAAAUACACAAAGUAGAUUUCUUAGCAGUUCCAAACAAUUAUACAAUUCAAUUGAUAUUUAAAUAAAAUACGUAAUAUUCUUAUAUAAACCAUUUUUCAACAAAAGAUCCAAAAUUCUUUUACAUUUUGUAAAAAGUUAUGAUCAUAUUAAGAAGCAGAUUUAGUGCUAAAAGGAUCUUUUCCUUACUAAGGGCCAGUGUGUGUGUGAAGUCACUUGCUCAAAUAACAGUAUAUGAGUACAGUAAAAUCCGUCAAAACUGGAAUAGGUUGGGACAAAAAAAAUUCAGUUUAGAGAGCUUUCCAUUUUAUGCAAGGUUGUUCAUUUUAUGACACAUGAUAUUGAUAGUUCUGCCCUGGAAGUAGUCAAUAACUGACUGAAGUACAUGACUUUAUUAUAAUUAUCAAAAUACAUUAACAUAUAAUGUAUUUAUGGAAGAAAUCACCAAUAAAUGAAUGUUUAACACUGGAUGUAUUUAGACUGACUCUUUCAAAGCAUCUAGUGGACAACUUAUGAUUUUCACGGGGCAUAGAGAUGCAUGAAUAAAAGCAAUGCCCAUACACCUUCCCACACUCAAAGAGUCGGGAGAGAGGGAAUUCCCCGAAGUUCUAUGCCUCGAGAGACAAAUGGCGUCAAGAUCGAAUUCUAAGCUGAUAGUUAAAGCCUUUCUCCUUUAAUGUCCGGCUCCCACUACUAAAUCGCGUGUCACAGGCAUAGAAUUUUAAACAGGUUAGCAGAUGCAUUCAUUUCAUUAAGAACAUUUUACGUCUCUUUGCCAAUUGCAUUAAAUUCAAAGGAAUCCCAUUUUGUAAAGAUUUUUUUCCUAGCAAGAUAUGAAAAACCGUUCCAUGUCCGCAUUGGAGAGGUUCCGUUUUAUGUUGUGUAAAAUGCCAUUUCACUUCACGGGCCAGGAAAAAUUUCCAGCUAAGGCAGGUUUACGGCUUGUACAGGUUCCGGUUUAGACAUAUUUUACUGUAUAUGUUUGACUACUGGAACUUAAACAGUUCAAAUUUAAUCAGUUUCAUAAUUAACCCUUUGGACUUCUAACUCUUCAGGGCCUGCUUUUAUAUCAGCUCUUUAUUUAAAUCCUGAUGCGCUACCACAAUGCAUUAGCAGUUUCUAUGUUUUAGUGCAAACAUGAUAAGGCAUUUUGGUUAAGAAAAAAUAAAAACAUUUUGUCCACAUCACCACACUUUUAACCAGUUUAAGUGUUCAGUAGACAGUUUUAACCGAAGUGACACAACAAUAACCACAAUAGACUUUUGCCUUAUUCACCCUCAAUGUUCUUGAAUCGCGCCUUUUGUUCUCAACUAAAUUCUGGAGGAGCUGGUAUCAAACUAGGGUUUCCUGCUUGCUUUGUUGGCUCUGAAGCCGAUGUGCUAUUGUAACAAGAUUGGGAAGGCAUGUAUUUGAUUUAUAUCAACAUAACUUAAGCCAAUUAUUAGCCUAAUGAACUGUCUAACAAUGUGAAAUUGUACAGUGAAUGUGAUAGAAAUCUACCAAUUGUUUACUUAAAAAGUUCUGCCCUCCCUGUUGAAUUUAACAUGAAUUCAGAGCACAGAAAAUAAUGAAAAACGUCUGGAGUUGGGACUCAACAUUGGAGCAGAAGACAAUGUUUUCAAUGUGAAGUCUCACUCAACAUGGGGGAGCAAAAGGUUAGACUGCCAUUAGUGGUAUUUACAAUUGAGCAUUGUACAAUUAUAGUUAUUUGAGGAAUGAGAAACAGAACAUUACAGUAUUUCUAUGGGAGUCUAUGUGUAAAGUACUUGAUUGUUUAACACUCUCAUUAAUUUUAAUGAAUUAAUCAGUGUAUUGCCAAAGGCACAUGCACAAAUGUGUUGGGAAAAUUGUUAAAUACAAAACUAGCAUGAUCAUAGAAUGAACUUAUGGUUUUAAUUCUUGCCAGUGUACUUUUGAAUUGUUUGUAAUUAAUUUAUGCAGAGUAAUUGGAAAACAACGAUGCUGAAUGUAGUUGAAAGUGUUCAGUGAUCAAACAUAUAACUUUUUUAUUCAUUGUAGCUCCCUUCCUUUGCCACCCAAGUAGCAAUCAUACAGUCUGUCUCCGUCUCUUUUAGCAACCACCAUACCUCUUUUAGUAUCAUUUUUAGAUUGACUAAAUCUGCUUAAUGUUCCACAAUAAUAAUUGAGAUUUUUAUUUGUAUUUAAAUGGCUAUUCGUAAGAUUUCUGGAACAGUAUUUAUGACCUUUUCUUGUGUUUUUUAUAAGGCCACUUGCUUAGUUUGAGGGUGCUUGAGGGAAGAAUAAAAAUUUAAUUAGAUGUAAGUUGUAGGAUUAAGUCAUUCUUUAAGGUGAAUUUUUGUGUGCUUAAAUUCAC
Molecule: messenger RNA, 8743 nt
Organism: Gryllus bimaculatus (two-spotted cricket)
Lineage: Eukaryota; Metazoa; Arthropoda; Insecta; Orthoptera; Gryllidae
Source: the annotation of a GenBank genome assembly